Molecule: messenger RNA, 1071 nt
Organism: Chaetura pelagica (chimney swift)
Lineage: Eukaryota; Metazoa; Chordata; Aves; Apodiformes; Apodidae
Gene: PRR11
Product: proline rich 11
Exons: 9
Coding region: 1-1071 (356 amino acids)
Cellular component (GO): cytoplasm; nucleus
Source: RefSeq, a predicted model, not a curated record
AUGGCGAGGUAUAAGAAACACCGACGAAAACCAAGAGCCAGAGCAAAAUUUCUACUGAAAAUAAAAGGAGAUGCUACAACUCCCCAGAGCUCAGGUUGUCCUCCACGGUCAGCAGGUGAUCUUCCUCUGAACACAUCGUCUGUUCCAAGCCAUCUGUCCUCAUUCUGGUCAUUAGCCUUGCCCAGUAUAAAAAACGUGGUAAAACCCUUUACAACAACAGCAUCUUUGUUGUACUGUUGGUGCCAGAACACGGUUGCACAGAGUUUUAAGGUGGUUAAAGACACCAUGUUUCCAUCACAAAUCUACCUAAGGGAGCUAAGCACAUUCAGAGAGCAGCUGGAAAAGUUGGAAGCUGAGUUUUCCAGACUACAAGGAACACUCCAGAUGAAUGGAACUGCAGCUUUGUCUUCAGAAAAUACUCUUUGUCAGAGGUGUAAUAAACCAGUUCUGGGUGCUACUGGGCAAAUGCAGACAGGCUCACCAUCACCAGUAUCCAGACCUCCUGCAGUGCAGCUGCAGCCCGGAUCUGCACCCCCUCCACCUCCUCCUCCUCCACCACCACCACCACUGCCCCCACCAAAACUUCCUCCAGCACCUCUCUUCCUCAAAAAGGGCAAUGGCUCCAAAGCACCCCUGGCACCAUCACUGAAAAAAGAUGGGCCGAUGCAGAUCACUCUCAAAGAUCUCCUGAAUGUUAAACUGAAGAAGACAAACAGCAGCCUGAGAACAGACAAGGCAGAAUCACCAGUGAAGACACGCAGAGCAUUAAUUACAGUCUCAGAUUUACAGAGUGUUAGUCUAAGACCUAAAUCCAAGCCAUCAGCUCACAUUGCAAAAUCCUUAACUACCCCCCCUAAAAAUCAGUUUGAUCUUCGAAAACAUCUGAAGAAAGUCAAUAUACAAAGAAGUCCUGGAGGCACUCCACUAAAUAGUAAGGAGAACAUGGAAUGUGGGUCUGGGUUGACACCAAUAAUGACACAGGCACUGCGGCGCAAAUUUCAGAUGGCUCACCCAAAGAGUCCCUCUCCUGUCCAGCUGAGCACUGCAAACAGCUUUGAUGAACAAAAGUAG